AUGAAGCGCAGCCAGCCCUCUGGGUUUCACGAGUCGACCGUGAAGCACCAGAAGACCGAUCCGGAGCAGACAUCAAACCUUCCAUCCAGUCUGCAUGCUCCAGUGUCUCCGCCACGCAGGAGGGCAGCAACCGACAGGAGCAGAAAAGACAAUGACAAUGACAAUCAUCAAAGCAAGACUGCAAUAAUACAGGUUGAAGAUGACGGCCCCAGUCUAGCCGCCGUCGAAGCUGGCCAGGUCCAGGUCUCCGACCCUCUGGCGCUCUUUUCCUCCAGACUCGCUCAAGCCGCAGCUGCGCGGGCAGCGGUGCCAGAUCAUCCCCAGCUGUCCAUCCCCGAGUGGGUGGAACUCUACCGGCGCAACCAGCAUCCUCACGGCCGCCAUUUUGUGAUCCAUCAGCAUGAUCACCCUGUUGCUGGUCCUCAUUAUGAUCUCAGGCUGCAGUUUUCCGAGACGAGCUCCCUCAGCUGGGCGAUUAUGUACGGUCUUCCUGGGAAUCCGAACAGUCGGAGGUUGAAUCGGAAUGCAACGGAGACGCGGGUGCAUUGUUUGUGGAACCAUCUCAUCGAAACAGGAUCUGCAAAAACAGGCAGCAUGAUCAUCUGGGAUACCGGCGAAUACUCGAUCUUGCCGUAUCGUCCAGAUCCUCAAGUUCCUGAAACGGACGACUCGAGCUCGGACAUUUCCGAGUCGUCGUGGUCCCACGAGGGUCCUUCAGAGAGCGAGAAACUGCGAGAAGCAUUCCAGAACCGCAAGAUUCGACUGCGAUUGCAUGGCACCCGCCUGCCACCAAACUAUACAAUCGUCCUUCGGCUCUCCACGGAGGAUGACAACGCGGCACGAUCGAGAGCGACUCCCCGUAAGCGACGCAGACGCACGGCGCCAUCGACGGCCAGCACGCCGUCGACUUCUCCGUCUCCUCCGGAAGGACACCUGCCAGAUGACAGCAACGGCGACGGCGACUCCGCAUCCGCGUCCGACGACGAGGUCAUCGACGAGCAGACGCGCCUGACAAACGCCUACCCAGGAGCCACCAACAGCAUCGGCUCCAUCCACCAACGGCGAUGGUUCAUCACGCUGGACCGGGCCAACAGCGGCUUCGAGCCUCGCAGCCAACCGGGGGAUCGAAAGAAGACGUGGGUGCGAAAGCGAGUGUACGACGAGGUCGAUGACAAAGGCAGAUUACUCGGUUUCGAGCCAUUCUAUGUCCGGGGACCGGAGGUGGAAAGGAGUGUGGUGACGGGGCGGACGGGGUAUGAGGUGCUUCGGGAUGAGGGCGUAGAGGGGUUUGUGAGAUUAUUCAGACUAGUUCCAUUUCCAUGCUAG
This is a messenger RNA of Rasamsonia emersonii CBS 393.64, 1326 nucleotides long. RefSeq lists its product as uncharacterized. NCBI's taxonomy places the organism in Eukaryota, Fungi, Ascomycota, Eurotiomycetes, Eurotiales, Trichocomaceae. The record is from RefSeq and is a predicted model, not a curated record. The transcript is spliced from 5 exons. Bases 1 to 1326 code for a protein of 441 amino acids.